AUGAAUGUACUAUUAGGGUUAUGGUAUGGCUCUUCUCGUAAAUCUUCUCGUUGUGAUGGUGCCUUUGACUACUGGGGAAAGGGAACAACGGUGACUGUAACAUCAGGUAAGAAGUCAGAUUUUUGUUUAUAUCACUGUGACUACGAAGCCUUUGACUACUGGGGGAAAGGCACGUCGGUCACAGUGACAUCUGCUCAACCUUCUGCGCCAAAGUCAAUCUUCCCCAUGUCCCAGUGUACUUCUGAUUCUGAUGGGUUCCUCACCAUCGGCUGCUUGGCAAGAGGUUUCUCACCUGUGGACUCGCUUACAUUUAAAUGGACGGAUUAUAAUAACAAGGAUUUGAGUGGUUUCGUGCAGUAUCCAGCAUUCGGACCUGAUGGAGACUAUACCAAAAUCAGCUCUCUGCGCAUAAGAAAAAGCGAUUGGGAUCCUAAGAAACCGUACAGAUGCGAAGCUUCAAAUUCUAAAGGCACAUUACCAACUAAUAUUACUGCACCAUCCCCACCGCCAGAUGUGCGUGCAACUGUGUACUUAACAGUACCUACAAAAAUGGAGUUAGACAACGAAACAGCAACCUUCAUGUGUUUAGCCCAACGGUUUUCGCCUAAAUCAAACACGUUUAAGUGGUCUCUGGAUGGUAAGGAGGUGACAAAAGCGAUAGACAAAUGCGACAAAAGUGAGAAGAAAGGCUCAGUAACCGAAUAUAGUGCCACAAGCAUUUUGCAAAUCAGUGCCGGUGACUGGAAGCCAAACACCAAAGUUAAGUGUGAGUUCGUGCACAAGGCGGGAAAUGAAGAAAGAGAGGCCGAAUUUGCAGGUAUGAUUUCUUUUCAAGAUUGCAGCGAUAUUGCUGUUGAUAUAGUGGCUCCCUCCCUUGAAGCCAUGCUGAAAAAUAGAGAAGGAGUGCUGAAGUGCAAAGCUUCAGCAGACAAUUCAGGAUUCACCAAAAUAACAAUAACAGCGAAUAAUAAUGACAUAGCUGAGAAACCAGUAGAGGGCAACGACAAAUAUGUGGAACUUGACGCCCCAAUAGGCUAUGAAGAAUGGAGCAACGGCACUGAAUUUACAUGCACCGUUGAACACAACGAGCUAGCAGAGCCCAAGUCGACUAAGUUCGUCAGAGAAAAUGGUAAAAACCCCAAGAAACCCACUGUUUUCAUAUUAGCACCCCCAGAGCACAAACCGGGUGAACCGAUGACCCUGACAUGUUAUGUGAAGGACUUCUACCCCAAAGAGGUGUUUGUGUCUUGGCUUGCUGAUGAUGAACCUGUGACUUCUAAAUACAGCACUAGCCUGCCAAUUCAGACAGAUCAAAUCUUCUCAGUCUACAGUCAGCUAACAGUUAAUGAUUCCAAGUGGAAGAAUGGUACAGUGUUCAGUUGUGUCGUAUAUCACGAAGGCAUUGAUGAAAAAAUGCGCGUACUGACGAGGUCUAUUGAUGAUAAUACUGAAAAGGCAGGUGUAAUUAAUCUAAGUAUGAAUACCCCCGCAUCUUGCAAGGACUCAAUACGCGUCUUUAAGCCUACUAUUGCUCUGCUGAGUAGAGAGGACGGUGACAGGAUUGUGUUGGAGUGCCAGCUGAAUGAUUAUUUCCCAGACAAACUUACUGUACAAUGGCUUGAGGGUAUUAAUUCUGUCAAAGGUCAAAUUGAUAAAAAGUUACAGAACACUGAUAAAGGUGAGAAAAAGUACACUUACGUAAGUCGGCUAUCUAUCAGUGCCCCAUAUGAAGACAAAACGUACACUUGUAAAGCCACACACAACACAGAAGAGUUCAAGGAAGAAUAUAACGCGUGCAUGGAAAAGUCUUUGUUCAAACCUUCAGUCCAAGUAAAGAAAUCCCAUCUCAGAGACAUUAUACAGGGGAGUCAGGUCACGAUUUCCUGUGUUGUUAAAGCACCAGACAACACUGAAGUGUCAUGGUUGAUAAACGGUAUAAGUAGAAAAGGCACCACAGAACAUAAAGACCCGUCCAUUAAUAACAUUGUGAGCAACUUGAAUUUGUCCAGACAAGAGUUGACUCAUAGCACCAUUGUUUGUACCGCUAAACAUCCAUGUUUCAAAUUAGAGAAGGUGGAAAUUAAAGCUGAUGAUAUAAAGAAAGAUCCUGUGGUGGUGAUCAGGAGGCCUUUCGUGAAAUCAAUGCAGGCAGCCAGUGCUGUGCUGGAGUGUGUUGUAAAUGGUCUUCCCUCUGGUGAGGUCUGCAUCAUCUUCCAGUCCGAUGAUACUCCAGUCUCAGGUUUAAAUUGUGUGGAUUGGGCCCCUUCUGAAAACAUUUGGUCCUUGAUCACACAUUUUACAAUACCUAGUGAGCACCAGAAGAAUGGAAAAACUUUUACCUGUACAGUUCAUAGGCUCUCCAAAUCCUGGAAAUCCAAACCUACUGGAAACAUUUUUGGCAAUCCUACCAUAGAGCUUGCUGUUGUUCCCAGUGUGAGUAGAUCUAGUUUAGACACUCAGAAGCUGCUGUGUUCUGCGACAGGAUUCGACCCGAAAAUCAAGUGGCUUUCAGUAUCUGGUGAGAAUCCUGGGAGAGCUUUAGACGCUACAAUGAUGGAAGAUGGACGUGUGAAAGUGUUCAGUGAGAUACUGGUGCCACAGCAAGAGUGGAAUCAAGAGAUCACUUGUCAAACUAAAACUAAAACUAAAACUGCUGAGGAAAGCAUCAGUAUUUGCACAGUGAUUGCACCAUCCAGUCAGCGGGCAGAGUUCUACUUGGUGGGUCCAUCCCUCAGUAGUGUGAGAUCUGACACCUCUGUCUAUUUGACAUGUUUGGUUGUUGUUCAGAGUGUCAAGUUGUUCUCCAUUCAAUGGAAAGUGAAUGGUAUCGUUCCCAAUCCAAAUGGCCAUGAACAAGAGCCUAGAGUUCAUGACAAUGGGACUGAAAGCAAAGAAAGUAUUUUGAAGGUUUUUGUUACAGAUUGGAAUGCAUAUGCUCUCUUUACCUGUGAGGUUAAGCAUCUGUGCUCAGAUUAUACACAGGAGAAGAGAAUCUCAAAAACCCGAGACCCCAAACAACCCACUGUGAGAAUCCUCAGACCCUCAGACAGUGAUCUCUCUGGACUCCAAAAUGCCUGCCUUCUUUGCUUGAUCACUGGUUUCUUCCCAUCUGAUAUCUCCGUGCAGUGGCAACUAAAUGAGACACAGCUAGAUGCGUCUCAGUUCACUAACAGUCCUGUGGCUGCUCACACGUCAGGAGGUUUUUCAAUGCAUAGUGCCCUAAUGCUGCCUGCAUCAGAGUGGAAGGACGGCACGUUCUCGUGUGUUGUUUCUCAUGAGUCAUCCCAAAAUCCAAUCACUGCCACUAUAGAGAACUUGUAUGCCUCGUUGAUUCGCUCUCCUCCAUCUGUAGAGCUGCUGCAGGGUACUAGUGUGCCUGAGCUAGUGUGCCUGGUAUUUGGUUUCAGCCCACCUGCCAUCAACAUCACCUGGUGGCUAGGUAAGACUGAGAUGUCUGCCCACAGGAUCACUCACCCUGCAAAAGGCCCUGAUGGAAAAUUUAGCAUCCGAAGUCACCUGGAUCUCCAACCUUCAGACUGGGUACCUGGUGAGGUGUACACAUGUGAGGUCACUCAUGUUACUGGAAUCCUGUCGCCUAAUAUCUCAACGAAAACAGCAUUAUUUGAAGAGGCUAUAUUUAUGAAUGAGAACAAACCUGAAGCUAUUGCACAGGAUACAGUUGAAGAGGCCUGGAACAUGGCCUGUGCCUUCCUCGUCCUCUUCCUCCUCUCUCUCUUCUAUGGGUGCACAGCAACUUUGGUCAAAGUCAAGCCUACUUGAGCAAUAUUUUGUGUG
Molecule: messenger RNA, 3795 nt
Organism: Sinocyclocheilus grahami
Lineage: Eukaryota; Metazoa; Chordata; Actinopteri; Cypriniformes; Cyprinidae
Gene: ighd
Product: immunoglobulin heavy constant delta
Exons: 14
Coding region: 1-3780 (1259 amino acids)
Source: RefSeq, a predicted model, not a curated record